CGUUACUCUAGAUCUUUAAUUAAUUAGUGAACAUGAACGAUCUCUAUGCCGAAAGUGAUGUUUGGGCGGACCUGGCCAACAUUCCGGCUGAUCCUCCCAAAAUGCGUGAGAUUUGCUGUAAUUGCAAACGGCCAGUGCCGGUUUGCUGGUGCUCAGCACUGCCCCCGAAACCACUCGUUCCCAAGAGUCGGGUGAUUUUGCUACAGCACCCGGCCGAAGAGAAGCGAGCUCUCCGUACGGCACCGAUGCUAUCGGUGGGGUUGGCGCUCGGAAAGUGUCUUAUUUAUAAAGGAAAAAAGUUCCCAAAAUUUGACUCGGAGCUGGAAGCUAUUCUCUCGGCCAAGAAUUCGGUCCUGCUCUACCCGAGCGUUAAUUCGAUUCCCAUCGAACAGUUGGACCUAUCCGAGGGACCCUACAACCUUAUUCUGCUCGAUGGAACGUGGCCCCAGGCGAAAGCCAUUUACACCAGUUCAUCUAUUCUGCACGGUAUGCGCCAGGUGAAGCUCAUCAGCUCCGGUAACAGUAGCUACAUCAUCCGAACCCAACCAACCGACGGUUGCCUUAGCACCCUGGAAACUGCUAUCGAAGCCCUGAGCAUUCUUGAGCAGGACAACUGCUAUCGGCAGCAGCUGCUCCAACCUCUUCAUGCUCUGUGUCAGUUCCAGCUGGAAAAGGGUGCCGUUACACAUCAGUCCAAGGAGUUUCUCAUAAAACACAAUCAAUAUCCGAAACUUAUUGGCAGGCGGUUGAAUAAAUUGCUUAGGAACGCUGACCAUCUCAAGGACCAUCGGGACGAAUCGGAAGAGAAGCAAUGAGCUCUGCGGUUGUGUUUUUAUCAGUUUUUAUUGAUAAUUACCUCUUUUAUAUAUGAGUAAUUCAUAUAACAUAAAAUAGAGAGAAUAAUUUUCCUUGUUUUUAUCGAUAUAUACAUUCAUGCUACGCUUUCUUUUUGCUGUAAAUAAAUCUAUUAUAGAAAAUAAACUGGCGGGUUUUGUUCUUCUUUGCUAUUCUCUCCAAUCAGCAACAGAUUUGAUGUUUUUGAUUUUUUGUUUUUCCUUUUUCAGCUUUUCUCCAGAAAUAAAAAGUAACUUAAGCAGUCUAUACAGACAAGUAAACAGGCAUCUAACAUGUGUUCGCUCCUAUUGGGUUAUAGAUUUAGAUAAAUAGUCUAACUCAUUCUACGUUGUCAGUUAAAGAGUGUUUAGUCAAACAUAAACACAGACCGAUCGAAACCAAACUGAAAGUGCUGUGAACAAAUGAAGCUUAUUCUACCAUUUUAGCUGCUUGUGUUGUUGUAGUUUACCAUUAUUUUUUUCUUCUAUGUAUAUAUGCUUAAAAAGUUACAAGUUUUCUACGGGAGUACGUUCAUUCAAAAAUGUAGGUUUCGUUAUUUGUUUUCUGCAUUUUUUUUUCUUUAGGUAGGCUUACGGAAGCCUUCUUUUUUCAAGCCGAAGGUGUAAGUUCAUCUAAUUUCUUGCAUAUAGUUCUUUGUUUUAAAUCUUUGUUGAGUAUAUGAGAUGUUUUGGUUGUUAUUUUCUGUCCCAAUAAAAGUUUGCCUCACAUUAAAUAUCGAUCUUCUGUUCUAACCGAUCCGAUCGCUUCUUAAAUUUUAUCUGGCAUCGACAUAUUCCUAUCCUACGUUAAACUGGCUCAUGUCGUGAAAAAAAAUGCAAUAGAAAAAUAAUAUACACUUCUCAGCUCAAUGCAAAUCGGUGCGGUCCAUUCGAUGGUACAUUUGGAACUGGUUAUCGACUAAUUUAUGAUACUGGAUUCUGAAAAAUGCUUUGAAAUAACCAAGGUUAGCUAUCAACAGAACUUAUAAAGCUACGAAUACUGAUUUCUGAAAAGAUCUUCAAAAACGGACGCUUAAAUUAAAAAAAAUCCACGAUGUCCUUAAGAAAUGUUAUGAACCUGUGAGAUUUGAAUUCCAAAGAACGUUUCAUACAUCUCUUACUCUCGGAUAAAUCAGAAAUAACGAUUCUCUAGCUAGUUUGCGCAAACCGAUAGCAAACUGUUCAAGUCGUUCCGCUUUCGCUCUCUCGUCUGGGUUUUAACAAUGUUUGGGACCCAAAGUUUUAUACCCCGUUCACACAUGAUUAAAUGAUAGGUCACACACCAUGUUUCGCCGGAACUAAUGUCAUUUAGAGUAUCUUUUUAUCAAGUCCAGUCUUGAGAAAAUAUCAAAAAAUCAAAUCUCACCAAUACCCAAGAUCACGCUUGAUUUUCGUAGACAAUAAUCAUCAAGCAUGUAACUGCGGAUGAUAUUACAUCCGAACGCGACCUGAAACCACUGUCACUGCGCUGGCAGCAGUAUCUUCGUCCGAUGCCAGGUGAAGAGUAAAGAGUGAUAGCAAAUUAUACUAUCUGUUUCUAAGAAAAAAAAAUGUGCAACGGAAUCAUUUUUGUGCCGAAGCGCAACUCUCAGCUUCAGUUUUACAUGUUGUGAAUAGCCUAUCAAUAUUGAAGAAGCUUGAAAAAUCAAUAACAAACAUGAUAUUUUGUUCCAAUAUCACGCGUGAUAUUGAGAACGUACGAGAGCGAAAAAAACAUAUCAGUUGGAGUAUAUAUAAGAUUAGCAACUAACAGGUGUAUCACCAUGUAAAGUUGUUUAUUAUUUUCCUCGAAUACUAACGUCUAGCUUACCUCAAAAUGCAUAUAAUUCCAUCUGCCAAAAUGAGUUUGACAGUGAUUUGUUAUGUAUUACUCGCGGGUUAUCACUACAUCAGUGCAUCAACACAAUCGGAUAUGAUUAUCUCAAUUACGUAAUAUAGGCAGAAGUGUGAACGGAGUAUUAGAAAGUUAUGAAAGCUUUGGCGAAAGUUUCAAUUAAGAUGGCUUCUUCUUCUUCUUCUUCUUCUUCUUCUUCUUCGCAUUUCAAGCUUAUCACUUAUUGCGUGCUCUCAACUUAGUGUUCUAGAUGCACUUCCACAGUUAUUAAUUGAGUGUUUUCGAUGCCUGUACCAUUUUUGCAUUAGUAUAAUUGCAAGUACAAUCAUACACUAUGCCCAGGGAAGCCGAACCGGGAAUCAAACCUAGUCCUAGGUAUUGCAUUGUAGCUGCACCUUUACCGACUGAGCUAAGGGAUGCUACAGAGUAAGGUGGGCAUUUUGAGGUCUACGCCGCCUGUGCAAAAUGAAACUCAUUGUUUUGGUACUUGUCUGGAAGGACUUUUAGAACCUGACUUUCCCCAAAAAAUCACAAAAAUUGGGGAUGUUUUCGAAGAAUUAUAGGCAAAAAUGUGUUUCUGGAUGAUAAAUUAUAGCAGUUGCACCAAAUUUGGGCGCGUACAACAAGAAAAAUUAAAUAGUGAAAGAGUAAUUUCAUUUCAGGGCAUAAUAGCGUUUUUUUUUGAAGAUUAGUUUAGGAGCAUAGAACUUUUGGUAAGUCAUCAGUAAUUGCCUAUAGUGGGAAAACAGUUCGAGUCGUGUCCCAAAACCAUGUAAUCAUUCACAAAUGUAUAAAACGCAAAAGCCUCAAUAAAAUUUGCAACCUAAUUGUAUUUAAUUGUUGAAACCACUAUUUUCAAGUAAAUUUCGAUUCCAUUAUGUCCUUCACACCAUUAUGGGACAUUUAAAGAUUUGUAUUGGCAAAACUUCUCAAAAACUGCCAUUAAGUUUGUGAACUUUUGUCCCAUUAGUGAAUCGAAUUUAUGCCCCACCGUGGGGCAAAAGUUCGUUUUGCACACUACUACGAAAAAAAUCGUUAUAACUACGAAUGAACUGAAAAUUCAUCAAAGAUUUGUAAAAAUAAGUUGUGAACCUUGGAUCAUGUGUAUGGAAUUAACUUGAUUAGAAAUGCUUGGAGUUUAACGAUACUUUAAUUUUUCAACUGAGGUCGAACUUUUGCCCUACAUCGACUACAAGAAGGAAAAUGAGAUAUGACUCCGUACGGCAUUCAUUUCUCUUUAAGAUACUAGAGAUGCACAACAUUGAUCCUUUGGUUGUUGGGUUCCUGAAAUGUGCAAUGGGUUCAUCAAUCACAAAGCUCCAGAUCAGCGAUGGGAAAACCGUGUUACGCUCGAUACCGCUUCGAUUCAUUCAGCCCACUCUGAUGGUUCUGUCUGUCAUUGAAUCCCGUCGGUAGGACACUUUCAAUGUAAGGGCCAGGGUUUCAAGGUAAGGUAAGGGAACGCAGAACAUGAAGGAGUUACCCGUACUUUCUACGUCGACGAUCUCAAGGUCUAUUAACACAGUGUGGAAUGACUAAGUAGGCACACUGAGUCUACUGAGCAGUUUGUGCUGCUGACAGAGACUACAGCGUGAUGCACCUCGCAUAAGAGAACUACAGCCAAAACUGCAGUCUAAUCACAGUGGAGGAAAGCAUUGUAACAUGGAACCAGAAGGCAGAGCACGGAGCCCACCCCCAUCAACUCGAACAACUGAACAUUGAUAUCAUUUCAUCCACCACAACUGCCCACAACUCUCCAAAAUCAGCCGAUUUUAUAUAUUUUAUAAUUUGUAAAUCAUCAUAUUCAUUGCUCCAUCCAGAAUUCGUGUUUUUUAUAAUCAUUUUCACGUAGACUACAUCUUACGAAAAGAUACAAGGUUCUUUGUAAAUUAUAGAUGAAAUUAAAAUCCAUAUACACCAAUCGAUAGGAAAUAACUCUACAAACCUAAUGAAAUACAUAUAUGCUAUCUAGCUAAUGCCACGGAUACACUUGUUCAACAAAUUAUGACUAUGACCAUUCCACACAUUUCUCGGUACGCUAAAAAAAGUCCACAUGUCUGACCAAAGUGUUUAAGCAUUUCAUUUUUUCAUUUUAUGUACAUUCACAUUUAUUUAAAGUGUAUUUCACCUUGGUUUAAUGUGUUAUACACGUUGAUUUCGAACGAUUCGGAGGUCCGAAAAUUAAUGGAUAUUUUUCAGAUGAAAAAAGUAAAGAAAAAAUAAGAUUUCGCGCCACUUUAAAUCAUGUCCAAUUGAACCCAAAUUAUGUAUAGGGUUUUUUUUUUCGAGGCAAUGAACAUUUCUAAAUAGAGCUGGAAUUAGGGCGUAACUGCUUUGGGCUACAUGAGGGACAGAUUGAUGACUUCACCUCCAUUACUUGAUGUUGAUCCUUUGAAUGUAAUGCAACCCUUACACACUGCAACCUGGUUGUAAACUUGGUUCUUCGACUGGUUGUCGAAUCUCCUUUCAAUCAAUUCGCUAACCGAGCAAAAAUUUGGCAAUUCCAUCACACACAAUCCAAUCUGCUUUUCGAUCUGUACGUACGUUGGCCAACCAAUUUAAAAUAAACGCGAUGUUUGUGCGACUUCUCCCUUACACACUGCAACAAGGUUGGUAGACUUAGACUCCGCCCUCAAUAAAUCAAAACGUUUUGAUUUUACUUCAACCGAUUGACCAACUGCCAAUUUUGUCAUGCAACCCUCCAACACGAUACAAUCGAGCAUCAACCUAACCUGAUUGUCAACCAGAUUUCAGUAUGUAUGGCGCCCAUAGCGUCGAUUGGUAUAGAGUUGGAGCAUCUUUUUCUUUUGAUGAAGCUCCAAAAGCAGCAGGGUCGGUGGUCUUCAGAUCGUCCUGUAUGUUUGCUAGGUUCUCACAGUAACGCAAAUUCACGUUGACUUUUAACUCCGCCUCUAUUUGUUUCACAUGAUGUGUAUGUUUUGCUAGGUUCGGUUGGGAAAAUAUAUCUUGCAUACUUUACGAAGUACGUUCUUUUGAUGUUCAAGAUUUGAAUUCCACCACGGGUAUCGUUUAGUAAUUACUGUAGAGUGUAGAGUGGGGAGUAUUGAUGGAGAGAAGAGCAAGAAUUGUGUCAUAGAAAAGAGACACAGCAUCGGCCUGAAACAUAGUGUUUCAAUCCAUACGGCCGAGAUCCCGAUCAAGAGUAACAUAAUCGGAUCGUUUGAAGUCAAGCUGACAGUCAGAUUGUAUCGUAGUUGACACCAAAGAAACGGGUGUUAAGACGUAAAACGAAUGGCUUGUGAUGGCGACGAUCAACAUGUAAAAUUGAAUGUAAUAUUGUCAGUGCCUUUCACGAAAGCCGAGUCAAGAAUUCUACCGUUAACAUUGGCAAGAGCGCAAAUGUGUCACAAUCCAGAAGCGAACAGGCUUUCGGUUAGAGUGAUUUCAUGUUCGUACAAUGCUUCAACAGGAUGAAAUCUGUCAAUUUCUUCGUCGAAUGUCCACGAGAGGUGAGGUAGGUUGUAAUCUUAGUAACAAUUCUCAAUUUUUUUUUUCAUAAGGGCCAAUGUAGCAAGCGAAAACAAUGACUUCUUUCGUGAAUUUCUUGAGAAUAAAAACUCGCUCAAGUAAGAGAGUCUCCCUUUCCGAUAUAAUUGGUGUCUUACAUGGAUAGCCUUGGAAUCACGAGAAAUUUACGAAAAAAGCCAUGGUUUAUUUGCGACAUUGACCGUUUUCAACGCUCACUAUCGAAUUAAAUCGCUAAUCUGCGCCGUACCCAGUAUUAGAUAAACAACUGAAACACGCCAG
Molecule: messenger RNA, 6435 nt
Organism: Ochlerotatus camptorhynchus
Lineage: Eukaryota; Metazoa; Arthropoda; Insecta; Diptera; Culicidae
Gene: Dtwd2
Product: DTW domain containing 2
Exons: 3
Coding region: 33-815 (260 amino acids)
Source: RefSeq, a predicted model, not a curated record